Myripristis murdjan (pinecone soldierfish) is the source of this 4411-nucleotide messenger RNA. Its product is annotated as cyclin-Y-like. Gene Ontology annotation, biological process: regulation of cyclin-dependent protein serine/threonine kinase activity. The record is from RefSeq and is a predicted model, not a curated record. Bases 380 to 1441 code for a protein of 353 amino acids. NCBI's taxonomy places the organism in Eukaryota, Metazoa, Chordata, Actinopteri, Holocentriformes, Holocentridae. Gene Ontology annotation, molecular function: protein kinase binding. The transcript has 12 exons.
CCAGCCACAACACGGAUCCGCACGCCGCUGUGCGCCUAUCACCGCUCAGCUCUGCCCGGAGCGUGAGUGCAUCUGACUCCACCAUGCCUUGGAUAACGGUGGCCGGUCGGCCCCGAUGAUAGCGCGCAGCCAGGACACUCACACCGGUGUAAGCCCCACGUUUUGCCUCGGUGACAGCCUGCGUGUGGAUAGCGGGGAGGACGGACGCACGACGGGACCCAUGGGCGCUGGCACGGACGCACCCUAUGCGCUCUGGUGAUCUAUGACCGGCUGGGUGGGAGGCUGAUCCAUCGUUUCGGCUGUCAUUUCAGCUCAAGGAGUUACAUAAUUUAUAUAUACACACCGUACCUCCUGGGUGGAGGUCAUAAAAAGGGAAGAGAUGGGGAGUACGACCUCUUGCUGCGUGUCCUCCAGCCCCAAGCUCCGCAGAAAUGCCCAUUCCAGGCUGGAGUCGUACCACCAGGAGCCGGAGCUGAGCAGGGAGGAGACGGGAUGCAACCUGCAGCACAUCAGCGACCGGGAGAACGUCGACGAGCUGAACAUGGAGUACAAUCCAUCGGACCAUCCGCGGGCCAGCACCAUAUUCCUCAGCAAAUCCCAAAACGAUGAGGUGCCUAGCAGGAACGUGCGAGAAAAACGAAAGAGCCUCUUCAUCAAUCAUUUAACACAUAUUAUGGAAUCAAAGCAUGGAACGACGAGACGGAAACACAGCUCCUGCUCCACCAUUUUCCUAGAUGACAACACAGUCAGCCAGCCCAACCUCAAAUACACCAUCAAAUGUGUAGCUCUGGCAAUUUACUACCACAUAAAAAACAGGGACACAGACGGAGGAAUGCUGCUAGAUAUCUUUGACGAGAAGCUUCACCCGCUCUCCAAAUCUGAAGUGCCGUCGGACUACGACCAACACGACCCGGAGCAGAAGCAGAUCUACCGGUUCGUCAGGACGUUGUUCAGCGCCGCCCAGCUCACCGCUGAGUGUGCCAUCGUCACACUGGUCUACCUGGAGAGGCUCCUGACCUACGCGGAGAUUGACAUCGGUCCGGGGAACUGGAAGAGGAUCGUCCUGGGCGCCAUCCUGCUGGCCUCCAAGGUCUGGGACGACCAGGCUGUCUGGAACGUUGACUACUGCCAGAUCCUCAAGGAUAUCACUGUGGAGGACAUGAACGAGCUGGAGCGUCAGUUCCUGGAGCUGCUGCAGUUCAACAUCAACGUGCCGUCCAGCGUCUACGCCAAGUACUACUUUGACCUGCGAUCGCUGUCCGAGUCCAACAACCUCAGCUUCCCUCUGGAGCCACUCAGUAGGGAUAAGGCCCAAAAACUAGAGGCUAUUUCCAGGUUAUGUGAUGACAAGUACAAAGAUGUGCGGAGAGCUGCCAAGAAGCGCUCAGCCAGCAUGGACAAUCUGUGUGGGAUCAGAUGGGUACCUGCGAUCCUGUCCUAACCACUAACAAACUGCCAUAGACACUAGCACCAGGCUGCAGACAUGGACUGGGUGGGGAAACCUGAAACGCAAGGUCCAACAUAGGUUUGAACCUGGGUCAAGAACCAAGAUCCACAAAAAACACAGUCUUGAUACCAAGAGGUGGAAGUUGAACACUGAUUGAAACCUCAAACCAAUCUCCGGACCUCAGCCUGUCAAAAUUGAGUCCACACCUUGAAACCACAUUCGUAGUUUUGGGGAUUCCAGAGGACUUUUCAACUUAACCAGAUGCCUUCACAGUGCCUCAACUCCUCUGCUCCAUAUGACAUAGAGAGACAGAAGGGAUUCAUCUUUGUUUAGUGGCUUGUUGUAUGUACUUUGGGAAACAUCUGACUUUGGACCAACAAGGAAAUCAUGGCUUGCUACCACAGAUGAGAAAUAAUCUCUGAACUUCUUAAGAGGUCAUUGUAAGCCAGUUCUUAAACAUUUUCAGGAAAGAUUCUUCAUACAGUUUUCUGGUUUUGUGUGGACUACUCUGUGCUCAGAUUAUUCAGAUUAAGAUUUGGCAACACCUGCCUUUGAGAUGUCUCUGUGGCUUUCCAAGGAAGGACUUUAUUUAUUUUAAUUUAGUAUUUGAACCCCAUUUUCAGUGGCUGCAGCUGCCCGAACCCCCUAGUAACUGCAGUAUUUCAAGGACUGCAGGGUAGCACUGGACUUUUUACUGGUUAUUUUCUUUGACAUGUCUUAGCUGAAUGAAAACAUUAGCAAGUUUUCUCCUUUGAAAAUCUUCAUAUCCAAGGUUUACAGUAUUUCUAGCGUACCUCCCGAUACUCAGGUAGUGUGUUUAAUAUUUUGAUGUUUUCUGAUGUGUGUCAUUUAAGAUAUAUUGAGGGUUGAAAUAGGAAUUAUAAAGAGUGACAAACACAUAUGUGUGCAGAUGGAAAGGGCCAGAAUGAAUAAAAAAUAAUACAACAUUCCCACAGAUAUUGGUGCAAUACAUUCCAAUUCAGAUUGUGAGGAUAUGCACAGUCAAGAGUGACAUUUUUACAAUGUAUGAUAAGAGCAUAUUUUGCAGAGACUAUGAUUCAGUAUUCAUCAGAUUUUGAUUUCAGGAGUUUGCGAUUCAUGCUCAUACCACAGGCAAAUAGGGCACAAAUUUAUUUUAGAGGCUGCAUUGAAGCCUAUAGUAGAGUAAAUUACCACUCUCUGGCGACAUCUGGUGGAUUUUCGAGUUACAGAAAAUGAUUCUAUUAUGUCAUUUUUUUUGGAUUGUCUCGCUAAGGUGGCAUUAAUGCUCAUUUAAAGAACCAACUUCUUUUGGAUUAUAUCAGCUAUUUGUGUGUAGGUAAAGUUGUGUGAGGGUUGUGAUGUGGGAGCUUCUGAGUGGAAAAAUAUCUGGGGAAAAUCAAAUUUCACAUAUAUACUCUAACUAAACAGGCAAGUUCAUUUUGCUCCAGUGUUUAAACACUUUACAAAUUAAAUACUGACCACUUCAAAAUACAUUAAGAUCUCAAACUUUAUUGUCAUGUUUGUCUGAAAUGGAAUAAAGAGCAGCCUGGUGCUAUUUUAACACAUACUUAGUAGUAUCCUUAAUCACUGAAAAGGAUGGGAUUUUGGUGAUUCAGCUCUUGCUAUAGCACCUCGGUUUGGUCAGACUGACACUCAUUGUUGCUGUUGGGCAGCAGUUGGUAUAAUGAGUAGACCACUCUUGAACUAUAGAAACCAGGGACAACCCUGCUGGAGUGUCGUUAAGCAAGACUAGCUCCAGGAACACUGAACCUGACCUCUGACUUCCCUGUGGUGAGGGGGCAAGGAGAUGAAAGUGGCCUCACAGGAAGCAAUAAAUUGUUGUGUUAAAUUAAAUGACACUAGUGACUAGCUGAGAUUUUAAAUUUUAGGCAACUUAAGGCAAAGUGGUUGCAAAAACACAUGGAAAAUCCUGAACAGGAGGUUAAUCCAAAAGGGAAGACAAUUAAAAUUAGUAACUACUGCAGUUAAAUGAUGAAUUUAUUCCUUAUUUCCACAGUCAGCUGGUCUGUUGCACCCAUAAAUGGUGUAAAGGUGCACUCCCCACAUGUGCAGCAUUUACAGAUUUGGUUUAGUGCAUUUGAGCAGGUGAUAGCAAUGGCAUUUGAGCGACUGCGGCACCAAAAUCACCACACCAAGAUACCUGAAAAUGUGAAUUUCAGUCGCAUUCUGAGAGAACUGCAUUGCGGUUUGUUAGUAGUGAGAACAUAGUGCCCCAGUGGCUUACCUAGUAGAGCUAGUGCCACGUAUCAAGGCAGAAAACCAACUAAAUGACCCCAAAAUGCAAAGUUUUGCACCCCCAUUUGCCUUUAUAUCCCCUCCACCCCCUCCCCUCAGCUAUGUUAAGGUUGUUUAUUGUUAGAAAGACAGUCUGUAACUGAGCUGUUGCAGGUACGAUCCCCAGUGUACGACCAUCAGCAGGGAUGAGUCCUGUUGAAGUGUCCUUGAGAAUGAUUAGGAAUCAAUCACUAAGGGGUGUUAUAAGUACACAGGUAUUCCUUUAUUGCUUUGAAAUUUCUGAAAUAGGCAUGCGAAUACUUUAAAUAAACAAUCGUUGACCAACAUUUUAUUAUUAUUAUUAUUAUUAUUAUUAUUAUUAUUUUGUUAAAUUUAAAAGUGGUUUUAACGCUUCUGUGAAUUCUCAUUAUCAAGCAAUGCUAAUUUUCUCAACAUAAUCCCUGACCACUGAGCCAAGUUCUUAACAGUGAUGACACUGUACACAUAAUCAAGUUUUUCAUUUUGUAUAUUCAUUGUACAGUUGGUUUCUGUUCAAAGGCUAAUUUCUAAUCAACUUUUCAUUCUUGCUUUUAUCAUUCGUCUGUCAACUGAAGCACUAAAGGAUGAUUAUUUUGCAAAUGAACUUUGUACAGUGUACAAAGUAAAAAGGCAAAAGGUAAUAAAAGCCUGGAGGACAUUACAACUAUUGUGAAAUAUUUAUAUGAGCUGUGUUUUUAAUAAAAGGAA